Messenger RNA from Scheffersomyces coipomensis, 3422 nucleotides. Its product is annotated as cation-translocating P-type ATPase. The transcript has a single exon. The record is from RefSeq and is a predicted model, not a curated record. Gene Ontology annotation, biological process: intracellular potassium ion homeostasis; sodium ion export across plasma membrane; intracellular sodium ion homeostasis. Gene Ontology annotation, molecular function: ATP hydrolysis activity; ATP binding; P-type sodium:potassium-exchanging transporter activity. Gene Ontology annotation, cellular component: plasma membrane. NCBI's taxonomy places the organism in Eukaryota, Fungi, Ascomycota, Pichiomycetes, Serinales, Debaryomycetaceae. The coding region runs from base 99 to 3353 and encodes 1084 amino acids.
AUUUAUCAUUUCCUACUCAUUUUUAUAUACACUUGUUCAUUAUAACUCUAAAAGCUAUCUAUAAUCAAAAAAAUUUAUAGAUCCAACUAACUCUUAAAAUGGAUUCAACUUAUACAAACUCAACUAUUGCUAAACAUGAAGACGAUGCUUCUACUGCUAUUAGUAUUGAAGAAAACAUUAGAUUUGAUGAUGAUGAAUUAGAAAGAGGUAGAACCAAAGUUAGAGGUUCUAGAAGAAAAAGAAGACUUUCUAUUCAUAGAAAAGAUAGUGGUGAUAUUUAUACUAUCAAAGAAAAGGUGAAACCUGAAGUUGUAUUACCAACCUUAUUCAAGACUGUAUCGCACAAGAUUGAUAAUGAUCUUGAAAAUGAUACUAAACUUGAAUCUCAAAACACAAAGUUUUCAACUUACACUUAUAACGUUGAUAAUAUUGAAACCAUCGUUGCUAGAUUCACCACCAGUUUGAUUAAUGGAUUGAGUCCAUUUCAACAUGAUGCAAAUUUGAAAAAAUAUGGUGUCAAUGUUCAAUCAAAACCUCCUUCAGGAUUGUUGAAGAAAUUAUUCAUGUACUUCUUUGGUGGAUUUGGAGCAUUAUUAUUAGUUGGUGGUAUAUUGUGUAUCAUUUGUUGGAAACCAUUAGGUCAACCACCGGCUAUUUCUAACUUAGUACUUGGAAUAAUCUUAUUGGUGAUUUUCUUAUUGCAAGCUAUAUUCAAUUUCUUUCAAGAUUUUUCCAGUUCAAGAGUUAUGGAUUCUAUUCAUAAUAUGAUUCCUACUAAAACUACCGUUAUUAGAGACAGUCAACCUUUAAACGUUGAUUCAAAGACUUUAGUUCCAGGAGAUUUGGUUAAAUUCAAUCUUGGUUCCAAAAUUCCUGCUGAUAUUAGAAUUAUAGAAUGUUCACCCGAUUUAGCCUUUGAUAGAUCAAUCUUAACUGGAGAAUCAAGACCAAUUCCAGCCACAUCCUUCAGUGAUCCUCCAAAAUCAAAUUAUUUAGAAAGUGGAUGUAUCGCCAUGCAAGGUACUUUUGUUAUUAAUGGUAGUGGUAAAGGGAUCGUGGUUUCUAUUGGUGAUGAGACUAUAUUUGGAUCUAUUGCUAAAAUGACUUCGAAACCAAAGAAAGGUUUAACUCCAUUACAAUUUGAAAUAAUUAGAUUUGUCGGUUUAGUAUCAUUGAUUAUUAUUACUUUGAUGGUAUUAGUUAUUAUCCUUUGGGCUUCUUGGUUACGCCAUUCUUAUCCUGGAUGGAUUAAUGUCCCUACUUUAAUUGUUGAUUUGGUUUCAGUUGCAGUGGCUUUCAUUCCAGAAGGUUUACCAAUUGCUUUGACUACUUGUUUAUUAAUCACAGCUAACGAAAUGAGAAAGAAUAAUAUCUUAUGUAAAUCAUUAUCCGUGGUUGAAACAUUAGGUUCAGUCAGUGUGUUAUGUUUUGAUAAGACUGGUACAUUAACUAAGAAUAAUAUGGUGGUUACCAAUGUUAACAAUGCAUUAGAACAAGAUACCGAAAUUGACGACUAUGAUAUUUCAAUUGCCCAACAUAACCAAUUGCUUACUAUUUCCACCAUUUGUAAUGAAUCCAAUAUAGUCAAUGAUGUUUCAGUUGGUGGUAAUGCAACAGAUAGAGCCGUAUUAAAGUUUGCAGCAUCUAAAGCUAAUGUAGAAGAUAUUAAGAAUAGAUGGUUAAAAAAAUUCGAAAUUCCCUUCAAUUCAAAAGAUAAGUAUAUGAUUUCAGUGGUUGAAUCAUUCCAACAAGAACAUUGGUCUGAUAUUGGUUUCAAUACUGAUUGUGUGGGAUAUGAUGAUGAAUAUUUAGUUAUGGUAAAGGGUGCUCCAGAUAUCUUAUUGGAAAGUUGUAAUUAUAUGAUGCAGACUAAUUCCACCUUAGUUGAAUUGACUCCAGAUUUGAAACAACAAGUUCAAUCACUUCAAUUAAGAUGGGCUAAUGAUGGUAAGAGAGUGAUUAUGUGUUGUUCAAAAUUAAUCCCUAAGAAAUCUACUAUUGAUUUCAAUUUAAAGCUUGAAGCUGCUAAAGAAAUCAAACAAUUGAUUCAAACAGAUUUGAUCUUAAUUGGAAUGAUAGCUAUUGAAGAUCCACCUAGAAGGGGUAUUGAAUCCGUGAUUCAAAAAUUAAGAACAGCAGGUAUAAAGAUAAUCAUGAUCACAGGAGAUUUCGAAGCUACCGGAUUAUCAAUUGCCAAACAAUGUGGAAUCAUCACUAAUGAUAAACAUAUUGAUAAAUAUGAAGAUUUAACUUAUUAUCAUGAUGAAAAGGAUUUAGAUGAUGAAUGUGAAAAUGCCAUCAGUAUCACUGGACCAGAUUUGAAUAAAUUAGAUGAAGCUCAAUGGGAGAAUUUGAUCACAUAUAAUGAAUUAGUAUUCACUCGUACCACACCAGAACAGAAAUUAUUAAUCAUUAAACAAUUUCAAAAAUAUAAACAAGUGAUUGGUAUGACAGGGGAUGGAAUCAAUGAUGCUCCUUCAUUGAAACAAGCGGAUGUUGGUAUUUCCAUCAUGAAUGCCAGUGAUAUUGCGAAAGAAGCAGCUGAUUUGAUUUUGAUGGAUACGGAAAAUGAUGAUGAUUUAUUCAAUGCUAUAAUCGAAGCUUUAAAAUUUGGUAGAUUAGUAUUUGAAAACCUUAGAAAGACAGUGGGGUAUUUAUUACCCGCUGGUACCUAUGCUGAAUUAUGGCCUGUAUUAUUGAAUGUGAUAUUCGGAAUGCCACAAAUGUUAUCAUCAUUUCUUAUGAUUAUAAUUUGUUGUUGUACUGAUUGUAUUGGAGCUAUGAUAUUAGCUUACGAAUCAAACGAAAGGAAUUUAUUAUCCAAGAAACCAAGAAGUAUCACUAAGGAAAGAUUAGUUGAUUUUAAAUUAUUAUUACAUUCAUAUUUCAUAAUUGGAACUUUCUACGCUUUCACUUCAAUGUUAGUAUCAUUCUUAAAUUUAAAAAGAAAAGGAUACAGUUUUAGUGACUUUUCAUUAUCAUAUGGAAGUUAUGAAACCUUAUCAUCAACAAUCCAAGAAGAUAUCAAUGUUUCAUCUUCGAUUUAUUUUAUUAAUUUGGUAUUCAUGCAAUUAUUCAAUUUAUUAUGUAUGAGAACUCGAUAUCUCAGUAUUUUCCAACACUCUCCCAUGAAGAAUAAGAAAUUAUUCAUUGUCAUGCCGAUUGCAGUUGGUAUAACGUUUUUCAUUAAUUAUAUCCCUGCUAUUCAAAAUGCAAUGGGUACAGCUCAAGUUCCAGUUGAAUAUUAUUUCAUUGCUCUUGGAUUUGGAUUGGUGGUGUUUGUAUAUGAUGAAUGUAGGAAAUUAUUUUUGAGAAAGUAUCCUAGCAGUAUUGUUGCAAAAUUAUCAUGGUGAGAUAUUAUAAGUAGAUAUAUAUAUAUAUAUAUAUAUCUAUUAGUUAUCUGAAUUAAAUAAAUAGUUAUG